Messenger RNA from Eurytemora carolleeae, 594 nucleotides. RefSeq lists its product as uncharacterized. Bases 36 to 464 code for a protein of 142 amino acids. The transcript has 4 exons. The record is from RefSeq and is a predicted model, not a curated record. NCBI's taxonomy places the organism in Eukaryota, Metazoa, Arthropoda, Copepoda, Calanoida, Temoridae.
CUUUCUAUCUUUGAGCUCAUUCUCCGAACCAAUAAAUGGAAGAAAUCGAAUGUGUUUUGAUUCAGUUGAAAUCCAACAUCCAGACAAAUAUGAAGGUUUUAAUAAUUGCUGCAGCUAUAGUUGCAGUCUGCUCUGCUCGGCCCCGCUAUCUAGUGGUAGAGAUUGAUGACGGGGAGCUCAUUCCUCAAGGUUUACCCCGAUUCUACAUGCCCGGGCUAACUCGACAGGCUCGGCAGCUAGAAGAGUAUUCACCUCCUCAGCAAAUUAAACGUCAGGCUGCCCUAGAAGAGUAUGGAUCUCCUCCAGCAUAUGAAGAACCUUCUCCUGCUUCAAGUAACACCUACGCUGCCCCCCACGCUGAGGCAGGCCCAGACCAUGUUGACUAUGGAGCAUAUACUGGAGGAGCUGGAGCCUUUGGUUGGUAUACUGAUCACCCUGUUCUCCUAGGAGCUGGUCACCGUUAACAUCGUUUAGAUUGCUUCGACACCUUUCGAUCUCGAACUAUUGAAAACUAUAUUAUGAAGUUUAUAAGUUAUAUAAAUUUUGUUAUGCCGAGUACAGUUAUUCUUACUGAAAUAAAUUUACCAAAAUUCA